CGAGUUUAAAGGCAGAGCAUAAAAACAGCUGUGACACAGAGAGACACAGAGAAGAGCUGUACACAACCUCACAUCCGCUGCCCCCUGCUGUUCUGUCGUUGUACAAACAUGAGAAUUCGUUCCGGCUCCGCAGACUCCAACAGCGGCACCCUCGGGUUCAACUCCCAGUCGGAGGUUUCCGGAAGGGGCGGGGUCAGGGGUCGCUUCCGGAGGCUCUUCGGAGGAAACAAGAGCCCCACAAACCCCACCCCUGCUAAUGCUAACGGUAACGCUACAGACGGGAUCCUGCCCACUGCUGAAGAGCCAGAGGAGCUCUACACUUUUCAGGAGCGUCUGGAGCAGCAGUGUUUCUCUGAGGCGAGUCAGAUCCUCAUCAACGAAGAAAACAAACUAUUUCUGCAAAAGAACGAAUCCUACUCACUUCAGGACUACAACACCGCCAUCGAAAAACUACAAAACCAACACCAGGAGCUAGAGGAAGCCAUUCUGAAAACCAUCCGUCUUUCUCUCAACCCCGGAGAAGUUAGUCCAGAGGCUCUAACGUCAGCCGUGAAGGCCAUACGCAAAGAAAUAGACCAAGAUAACGCCUGGAUGCAAGAAGCACAAGCUGAAAAACCCAAAUGGCGUCCGAGUAAAUUAGAAACUAAGCAUGAGAAGGUGUUGAAGUUCAUGGUUGAAGAAAGACUGGACAAUCCGACGGCGCAGUGCUCGUCUCCUGAAGCGGUGCAGGGUUCCUCCAUCCAGGCAGACGUGUUGGCGAUGGGGAGGCAGCUGAAGGAGGACCUCAAGACCGUGGUGGAGACGGUCCGAAGAUGUUAUCCGGAAAAGAUGGACAUCUGUAACUUCUACGCCAACAUCUUUCAUAAUGUUUUCGGGGUGCGGCUACGCAAAAUCGCAGAGUUCGGAUUGGACGAUAAAGAUUGUACCUUCAUACUGCGAUGGGUCAACGAGUACUACCCACAAAUUCUUCAGAAACCAGCUUUAUCUGAACACAUCCGAGCAGCUGAUCUAGGCAAACUCCUGCCUCCAUCUCUCCUGCAGCCUCUGGAAGAACAAUACUUCACCAAACAACAGUCUGAUAUGUUGACGUACAUUGGUGAAGUGUUGAGUGAGGCUAAGCAGAAGUGGACCAGCGGAGAAAUGCCCAAAACAGAAGACGGCUGCUUCAUCAGUGACACGGCCAUCUUCAUCAUCGAGGUGGUGAACGGAGGUGUGACUUCAGCAGAGACGGUUUUGGCCGAUCGGACGAAAGCUCAGAGUCUGACCACGCUCCUCCCAGAACUACUGCAGAGUUAUAAGUCUUUUCUGGACGACGUCAUCAAAAGCUCCAAGCCCAUCACUGGUCCAACUGUGAAAGCAAAUCUCCACUGUAUAGAACAGUUCAGUAACGUCCUGAAGAGGAAAAGGUUCUUGUUUCCAGAUGAAGUCCGAGAUCAGAGUCAGUUUAUCCUCAAAGAAAUGCAGACGUCUGCUCACAGCUACCUGCUCAAACCAGUGCACACCCAGCUCAAGCCUCUCUACAGGAAGCUGAGCAGUGAUUGGCUGAAAGGAGAUAACUUGAAGAAGCUUCUGGAAAACAUUGAAUCCAAAAGUUUGGAUCUUCAGGGCCUCGCCAGGGCCAGUCACCAGGAGCUGAUGGGGACGUUCCACUUGGACGUGUCUGUGGAGUACGUCAAAGGACUGAUCAACGGAGACAGGUUCAAGGACGCCAAGAAACAAGAGCAGGCCCACGACGCCGUCCACAGAGACGCCCAACUGCUCCAGCAACUCUUCACCAAACUGGGUUCUCAGGAGGAUUGGUUAAAAGACGUUUUGCUCAGAAUCGCAGAAUUGCUCAGACUUCAAGAACUUCCUGCUAUUCAGACAGAAGUGUUCACCAUGGGAACCUUGUACCCAGACAUCAGUGAGAAGCAUGUUUCAGCGAUUCUCAAACUCAAGUCCAACUUCACAAAAGCCAACAGACGAACUGUGAAAGAAACUCUACGAGACGUGCUCAACGAAUCUGCUACUACUACUACUACUACUAGUACUACUUUGGAAAAUACACGGUCCUUCUUCUCUCUUCUCACUCUUUAGUUUCUGUUGUUUAAUAUUUCAUGUGUGCGGAGGUGGGUAGUACUUUUAUGUUACAUUUACUCAAGUCACUAUUUAAAGAUAUUAUACUUUUCAGGUACUUUUCCAGCAGCAUACUUUUACUUCUACUUGAGUAAUAUUUGUACUGAAGUAACAGUAUUCUUACUUUAGUUCCAUUAGUUGUGCUUCCUCUUCUCACGGUGGUUAAGGCUAAAGUGACAAAAACUUUCUGUGACAAUCUGAAAUGAUCUGAACAUUUGUGUUUCUUAUUUUGACUUUCUACUUCUACUUGAGUAAUAUUACUUGAAGUAACAUUUGGCUACUCUGCCCACCUCUGAAUGUACAAAGUGAAAUCUUAUACAGAUGUAAAUAGAUCAUGUUAUUGUUUUAAAAGUGUAUAUUUUGCUUCAUGUACAAUAAUGAGGAUAAGAAAUGUGUUAUGCAGUAUUAAAAGUUUGUAAUAUAUAGUUUUUACCUCUGAAAAUAGAAUAAAACAAAUCAAAAAUGA
This is a messenger RNA of Boleophthalmus pectinirostris (great blue-spotted mudskipper), 2581 nucleotides long. Its product is annotated as tumor necrosis factor alpha-induced protein 2-like. Bases 109 to 2076 code for a protein of 655 amino acids. The transcript is spliced from 12 exons. The record is from RefSeq and is a predicted model, not a curated record. Gene Ontology annotation, molecular function: SNARE binding. Gene Ontology annotation, cellular component: exocyst. NCBI's taxonomy places the organism in Eukaryota, Metazoa, Chordata, Actinopteri, Gobiiformes, Gobiidae. Gene Ontology annotation, biological process: exocytosis; exocyst localization.